CCUAACUCUGAGAGUUUUGGGUAAGUUUGUUUAGUAUAGUCGAUCGCGGCGGCGGCGCCACCGUGGAAGCGCUCAGCCCUUCCAAGAUCUACAGGAUGGGUAUGUAAGAAAAGAAAAGAAAAGGGACCGACUACCCUCCGUCCCGCAAAAGUCGCUCCUUCCUUCGCCCAUCUUUUAAGACAAGAGAAAUAAUGGUAGAAAGUGACUGAGCCGGGCCGCCCUCUGCACGCGCGAGGCGGGGGGGGGACGAAGAGAACGCCAGGCCUGGAGCAGAGCGCGGCUGAGAUUUCAGGGGAACGUUCCAAACCCGAACGUUCGCUUCUCAGUGUUCUAAGCCACACCGGUCCCUCCCCGCGGGAUCCCCCGUCGCUUCGAGUCCCAGGCCCUCUUCUGAAUUCCUCCCUGCCUUUCGUGACAGCCGCGGGAGAAGAUCUUUCUCUCUCUCUCUCUCUCUCUCUCUCUCUCUCUCUCUCUCUCUUUCUCUCCUUAGUCCUUUAAAGGAGCUGUUUUCUUUAGGGGGAGUUGUAGCAGAUCUCCCAAAUUCUGAGGGGGGGGAGGGGGAGUUGCAUAACUUUCCUUCGGGGCUUGACUUGGAUUUGCUUCAACUGUUCUUGGAGAUCCUGCGAGAUAAAGAGACACUUUGGGGAGGGAGAGGAUAACCGCCUUGCAUUUUCUGCUUGAGGCCUUUUUCGCAAACAAGCGGAGUAGGGGGAGAAAGGUCGAGAGAGUUUUGCUUCGGAAACUUUAAUUCGCCGCAGACCGAUUCCAGCUACAGGAAUCUUGUCUCGGUGGGAGCAAAGGAGACUAGAACGUCUGCAAGAUAACUUUAGAAGGAGGAAUCCUGGCCUGCCGGCUCUGAUUAACUCCUGCUUCUGGCCCCCACCCACCCCCUGCCUCUCCCUCUCUGCGAGGUCCCGCGGCAAACUUUUCUGGCUCGAGGUAAGAAGAAAUGAAUCCUGCGGCCGUCCCUCCCCCGCCGGGACAGCAAGUGAUCCAUGUCACCCAGGAUCUGGACACUGACUUAGAGGCUCUCUUCAACUCGGUCAUGAACCCCAAGCCCAGCUCGUGGAGGAAAAAGAUCCUGCCCGAAUCUUUUUUUAAGGAGCCCGAUUCGGGAUCUCAUUCCCGCCAAUCGAGCACCGACUCGGGCAGCCACCCUCCCCGGCUUAGCAGCGGUGCCGUCGGGGUCCACCACGUCCGCUCUCACUCUUCGCCAGCUUCCCUGCAGCUGGGCACCGGGGCGGGAGCCACCCCGACUCCGGCUCAACAGCAUGCCCACCUCCGCCAGCAGUCCUACGACGUGACGGAUGAGCUGCCGCUUCCUCCCGGCUGGGAGAUGGCGCUCACGCACACGGGUCAGAGAUACUUCCUCAACCACAUAGAGAAAAUUACAACUUGGCAAGAUCCUCGAAAGACUAUGACCCAGCCAUUAAAUCACAUGAGCCAUCAUCCUUCAACCACUUCCACUCCAGUAUCACAACGUUCAAUGGCCAUGUCGCAACCCAACCUCGUAAUGAAUCACCAGCACCAGCCACAGAUGACACCCACUGCAUCUAUAUCUCAGCAGAAUCACCCUCCACCAAACCCUCAAGCUGCCUUAUUGAACAUGCCAAAUGCUCUGACUUCCCAGCAACAACAGCAGCAGAAGCUGAGGCUUCAGAGAAUCCAAAUGGAGAGGGAAAGGAUUCGCAUGCGUCAGGAGGAACUCAUGCGUCAGGAAGCUGAUUUGUACAGACAACUUCCCAUGGAAUCUGAGAACCUUGCCCCAGUUCAGACUGCUGUGAGCACACCUAACAUGACACAGGACAUGAGAUCUAUUACAAACAAUGGGUCAGAUCCCUUUCUGAACAGUGGGCCAUACCAUUCCAGGGAGCAGAGCACAGACAGUGGCCUAGGCUUAGGAUGUUACAGCAUACCGACUACACCUGAAGACUUCCUCAGCAAUGUAGAUGAGAUGGACACAGGAGAAAAUGUAGCGCAGACUUCCAUGAAUAUCAACUCCCAACAGACACGCUUUCCUGACUUCCUUGACUGUCUUCCAGGAACAAACGUUGACCUUGGGACAUUAGAGUCUGAAGACCUGAUCCCAAUUCUUAGUGAUGUGGAAUCAGUCCUCAACAAAAACGAACCUUUUCUUACCUGGUUGUAACUGAUAACCCAACAUUUCCUUUCCCUCUAGAAUUUAAGGCCAAGCCUCCUCAAGUCCUUCAGCUAACCAGCCUAAUCCUUUGCUGACUUUUCCAGCCCCUUUAUAGGUCAAUGAAUCUUGAUCAGGAUGUCAUUGACAAUAACUUACAUUUGAAAUGUACACACAUAUAAGAUACACACAUCCCUAGUUUUAAGGAGUAGAAUUGCUUAUAGAUAUUAAAUGUAAGUUUCUCCUAGAUGUGUUUUGAGGACACAAAGGGGUAGGGUUUUUUUUUUGCACCAGGUCUAAACUGAACAGUCAUCAGUUACACACAAUUAAGUGUAUAAUUAAGGACAUGAUGACUGUAAGAAGUUUUAGACUGCAGAAGUUAGGUUGGUUCUGAAAACCUAGCAUACACUCAAAUAACAGCUCUGUGAUCAUAUUUAAUUGCACCAAAUGCUUGUUAUUUACAAGAGUUUUAAAAAUCAUCAUUAUUUUAAAUAAACUCACAUUGUAGGGAAUACAGCUUUCUUUCUUUUCAAUUCCAAGUCAACCAGAGAGCAACUUUUUUAAAAAACCUGUAAAGCACAAACAUUACCAUUGAGACUUUUUCAGUUGCUACAUGGUUUCUAGUAAUCAAAAGUGAAAUGUUUUAGCUGCUGUUUUUACACUACCACUACAUUAUAAAAUCAACCAGGUUGAUACUAAUUGCUGCCAUUUUUAAACUAUAUAGAAAAUGAAAAAAUGCAAUUAUAUAUGUUACAUUCUUUUUUAAUUUCAUUUUAAAGAAGUACACUUUAUAUGUAGCUGUUUUAAAAACUAUUUUAAGGUGAAUCAUAAAAACAAUACUUUUUUUGUUGUGUUAUACACAAAUCAAAAAAAUAUAUCUAGUAAAAUCGAAUUUCAGAAUUCUGGAGAAAAACUCACAUGAUUGAAUACAGUAACAAUUUUGUUGAACCUCAUUAUAUAUUUUUUCUUUUUAGCAAUAUUACAUUUUGUUGAUCAGAUUUUACAAGCUAGAAAUAAUAGCUUCACUUUAUCGUUAGGUGAAAACCAAUAUCUCUUGGUCAGUGUAGCAAAAGUACUUAACUUUUUAGCCAUUUGCUUUUUAAUUCUGGCCUAUGAGACAAAAGACUAUUGUUGGUGUACUCCUAGCUAUAUUCAUAUAAAGAUUAUUAAAUAGUUGAUAUCUGGGACUGAGAAUGCAUCAAGGAUUUCAAGUAUUCACUUUGCCUGAAAUGCAAAUGACGUCCUAAGAUUAAGUAUUUUAAAUUGUUUUUAUUUAUAAUCUAUGAACAUUAAGCUUUUUUAUAUUGAAAAAAAUAUCUUUUUAUGGAAGGCAUUAUAAUUAAUACAGGCCUUUUAAUCAGUGAUAUGCAAACCAAACAAAAAGGUAAAGCACACUGCUAGGCUUCAAGCAUACGAAUAAACAGUCAUCAUUGUAUUACAGAACUGGCCAGUUCUGUACUUGGUGAAGAGAAAAGGCAGGUGAAAUAAAUGUUAGUUUGAAGUCAAUAAGAUAGGUUGAAGAGUUGCUAAGGAGAGAAUGCAGAUAGCAAUGCUGGAGUAUUACAAAGUCAAUUCUGGGGAUUACCCCAGUGAAUCAAUUAAAUGUUGGCGAACACUAUUUUGUGGUAGAAUUGUUACUUGAAGGUAUUUGUUCUGAAUGCACCAGGAUAGUUUUCUUUUCACAAUAUUUUAAUCAUGAGUGAUUCAAAACAAAAUCCAAUAUUUGUGAAGUUUUAAUAUUUGACCCAGAAAAUAUUUUGUGUUUGUUUUAUAAAGGCAGGGAUGGGUAGGCAGACAUAAGUAAGUAGAUUAGUUUGUUUUAGCAGAUUCUUGCACCUACUAAAAAUAUUUUCCAUCAAUGGGCAUUCUUCCCUUUUAUUUUCAUUUCUUUUCAUUUUGCUUGCUCACUUAACAUAUAGGAUUAAUCAUUAAGAGAGCAAGAGAUUUGUCUUUAAGCAAUGUUAUUGCAUGUUUUCACUAUUUAAAGAUUAUCGGCCAUGAUAUGAAAACCAGACACUCCUACGAUGUUUACUAUUUUAGCUAUGUGAACAAGUUUCUUCUUUCUUGAUUUUUUUUCUUACCUGCUUAGAAAAACAGGAAGUUAUUAAUGGCAGAUCCAAAUAUUACUUUGUUGUAUGGCCAGUGCUCUUGUGCUCAUCGAGAAACUGCAGAAACACUGCCAUAGAUCUCUUGUUCACUCAGCACCAGACUGCUUGGCAAUUUUUGGACUUCUGCAGAUUUACAGAUUACAUAGUAAUAUUCGCUGUGACAGACUGGGCUUCUAGCUGGCAAUAGGCUUCAAUCAAAGGUACCUCACUUAUUCUAAAAAAUUACCAGAUCCAAUAGUGUAUAUUAAUAUUUGAAGUGACAUUUCCCACAUAUUUGUAGCCAACAUCGUGUUCCAUUUUGUACAACCAAAAACAGCCACCAAAGGAGCUCUUCCAAGUUGUGUAAGUGGUAUGAUUUACCUCCUUUGAAUUGAUUUUCCAGAAUUAGCCUGCACGAAUUAGAAUGACUUCAAUUUAAAGUGAAAAUAGCUUAGAGAAGGAACUAAACUUCACCCAGGCCCCAGCUGGAUUUAGGAGUGAGGAAUGGGCAGAGAAGCAAAAAUUAAAGCAUUAGAGCAGAAAUUUCAAACCUUUUCUGGCUCACAUCCUAUUAAUUUUAAAAAAUUCUCAGAACCCCUAGAAAAAAAAUCAAGAGACACUAGUAAUUUAAAAAAUGGCUCUUUUGAGUGUUUCAAGGGACGGGGAUUAACCACAGCCUUUAUACACAGAAAUAACUCCAUUACAUCUUCAUGGAACACUGAGGGUUCCACAGUUUGAAACACAUUACUGUAGAAAAUUGUAGCAAACCGCAAACAUCCAAAUGACCAUUAAAUGGUAGCAAGGAAAUAUGGAAAACACUAUAUUCGGCUACCAUUCAAUGAUCUAUAUCUAGGCUUUUCCAAUGUAAACCUAGUAAGCCAAUAAUUUUUAUAAAUAGAAGAAGGAAUUCUGUGCAUACUUCCUUGUUAGAAGAGAUCGCUAGGGAUGCUUGUUAUUGCCACACCUGUGAUCACUCUGGAAUUGAAGUACAUAAAUGAAUGGGGGACACAAUGAGAAAAUAAUAUUCAUAUCCUUAUUCCUCACCAUGAUGAAAGUAAAUGCUAUAAGCUUAGAGCCAUCAGAACAAGGUUUGAAAAAUCUAGCUGCCCACUAAAAAAAAUCUAGAAGACUAGCUGCCAGCAAAGAGCUACCGUUUUCUGUAUAUUUUGUACCAAGUGGAUUUGGGGAGCCCAGAUCUGGUUAAUAGAAAUAAUGCUGAACCAUUCUAUGUUGUGGGGGGAUGGGGAAGCUGCAUUGUAACUAGCAGUAUACCUUACGUUUAAGGCUCUCAGUAGUUUCCUAGCCCUACGACUUCUUGUACUCCGUGGGAAUCACUUCUGAAUAGGUGUGCAUAGAUACUUUGCCUGACAACUUUACAGCCCUGUAAGUUUUUUGGGAUUUGAUUUCCAGAAUUCAGUCCAAUAGGACCAAUUAAAAUUCAGGGAGUUAGCAGAUCCAAGGCUGGUUUUGAACAAGGCAGAUAAAUCGAGCAAAUAAGUUAACCUAUGAAGGCAUCAUGCAGAACAAAGAACAACUAGAACAAAGGAGCCAAUCUUCUUUUAAAGUGCCAGAGAUAUGAUUUUUAAGGAAUGAAGCAUCUAAUAGUAGAGAUUGGGGGGUGGGGGUGGGAGAUGCCAGUCAUCACAAAAAUGGGGGAAAUAAAUGAAUAAGUCAAUUUUAUGUUGCAAAGUCCUGCUUUAAUUUUUAAUCAUUUCUUACUGAUCUAAUAGUUUUUCAUAAAUUUUCAGUGUAAGACUAUGAUUUGUGGUAUUUAAUUACUUCAUGUUUUACACUAAAUUACAUUUGCCAGCAGUAAAAAUAUAUCACAGUAGAGCAAUCAUGCUGCCAUUCAAGGAUUUUAGGUUAGUGAAAGGCCCCCUUCAAUGCUGACCACAUAGAAGUUGUGGGAUAUGGAUAACAGCUUGUAAUCUUGAGUGAGGGGAAGUUUUGAGGUCAUUGUUUUUCAAACUGCGUUCUAGGGAAUUCUGAGCUUUCUUAGAAGUAGGUUAAGAAUUCCAAUGUCAAUUCAAAUAAACUUUCAUUGAAAUGAAUUUGCCCUGCUGAUGUGCAAUGAACAUGGUCUCUAGUGGCUAUUCCUGAACUAAGACUCAGGAGACUCAGAUCCCGGUUCAUACUCAUUGAUGAUGUAUUUUGAGCAUCUAGCUGUGUUCUGUUUGUUAACUGUCCUAUACCACAGCGUGGUUAUGAUAAUUAAAGGAAGGAAAGUGCUAUAUGCUACCAUGAACUCCAUGGCAAAAUGGUGGGAUAGAAAUG
This is a messenger RNA of Thamnophis elegans (Western terrestrial garter snake), 6498 nucleotides long. It is a transcript of the gene WWTR1, whose product is annotated as WW domain containing transcription regulator 1. The transcript has 6 exons. NCBI's taxonomy places the organism in Eukaryota, Metazoa, Chordata, Lepidosauria, Squamata, Natricidae. Gene Ontology annotation, cellular component: nucleus; cytoplasm. Gene Ontology annotation, molecular function: transcription coactivator activity; transcription corepressor activity; protein binding. The record is from RefSeq and is a predicted model, not a curated record. Gene Ontology annotation, biological process: hippo signaling; positive regulation of transcription by RNA polymerase II. Bases 950 to 2149 code for a protein of 399 amino acids.